Messenger RNA from Boeremia exigua, 829 nucleotides. RefSeq lists its product as uncharacterized. The transcript has 2 exons. The record is from RefSeq and is a predicted model, not a curated record. NCBI's taxonomy places the organism in Eukaryota, Fungi, Ascomycota, Dothideomycetes, Pleosporales, Didymellaceae. The coding region runs from base 338 to 829 and encodes 163 amino acids.
CCAACGUCUCCCUCAAACGCCUCUGAGCAAAUCAAACACCAGUCUUGCGCCCACUCCCCGCAAUCCACACACCCUGUUCUAUCCCACGCCCCCAUGACGUCAGCGGAGCGGCUCACCCGACCCACUGCAGCACUCCAUUCAAAACUCCAUACACAACCCCUCUACGCGUCACUGAAGUGUCUCACCCCUCGCCCUCCACCCUGGUGUGCAACACCGCACCGCAGCGCGUCUCCGGUCCUUCACCACGCCGCCGCCGCGCUAGUCUCAGCCGCGUCCCACAGCGGCCCCGUCCCAGCCUUGCCUCAACCCACUUUCUAACCCCCCUGCUGUCGUCGCGAUGGGCAUCCCCUACUCGCGCGAAAUCAACGCCGCGUUCUCGCAGGUCACCCCGCUGGUGGCCGCGGGCUACACGCUGCUGCGCACGACGAAGAACAUCUCGCUGCUGCUGGCGGCGAUCCAGGUGCUGACUGUGAUCCUACUCGGCCUGAUUCUGGCCGUGCUGGUGGGGAUCCUGGUGUGCGUGAAUCCGGAUCUGGAGGAAGAGAGGCAGCAGCUUAUUACCCCCUGGCUGCGGUACUACGCGCACAUCACGCUGUUUGGCGUCUUCAAGACGCUUGCCACGGUGGCGCUGGUGGUGGGCGCGGUGGCGUAUGCGGGGUGGCGGCUUGUGCUGUUUGAGCGGUGGGUCGAGGACGUCGAGUUCGAGGCAAAUGUAGAUGCGAAUGCGGCGCUGGAGGAUCUUGGGGAGGGGGAAGCUGGGAAGAAGGGGAAGAAGGGGAAGGGGAAGAAGAGUGAGGCGGAGAAGGUGGUUGAGGAGCAGGGGAAGUGA